AAUUUAUUUUAUUCCCCUCUCAUGCUUUGAGUUAUUUUUCUCUCUUUGUAUCAUUUUUCAACAAUUACAACAAGUACACUCAAGAAUGCCUCUCUUUACUACUCUUCAAUUGGCCUUUGCUUUUGGCAUUCUUGGAAAUGGGGUGUCGUUCUUGGUGUACUUGUCCCCACUGCCGACUUUCUAUAGGAUAUUUAAAAGAAAAUCGACCGAAGGAUUUCAAUCGAUACCUUAUUCGGUUUCGCUUUUCAGCGCGAUGCUUUAUUUAUACUAUGCUUAUCUCAAAAAAAAUGAGAUUUUGCUUAUCACAAUUAACAGCUUUGGAACUGGUAUACAAUUGAUAUAUCUCACUAUUUUCAUGAUAUACGCCACCAAAUCGGCUAAGAUAUUUGCUACGAAGCUGUUGAUUGGAUUUAACUUAGUGGCAUUUGGCGCUAUUGUUGGGUUGACAUAUAUUUUUGCUAAUGAAAAUGAUUUACGAAUUAGUAUCGUUGGAUGGAUUUGUGCGGUAUUUUCUGUUAGCGUUUUCGCUGCUCCUUUAAGCAUUAUGAGACGCGUUAUUCAAACAAAGAGCGUUGAGUUCAUGCCAUUCCCUCUAUCUUUUUUCCUUACAAUUUGCGCUGUGAUGUGGUUUUUCUAUGGUCUAUUGAAAAAAGACAUGUACAUUGCGACGCCAAACAUUCUAGGGUUUUCAUUCGGGAUUGCACAAAUGAUAUUGUACGCGAUCUACAGAAAUAGAAAGCAACAAGUUCUACCGGACCUAAGUCUGAUGGAUAUAAAAGAAAUCGCGAUUGACAUGAAAGCGGUGGUGGUGGAGAUAAUUCAAGAAAAUGUUGAUGAUGAGAACAAGAAUAAGAUCAAUAAGCAAGAAGAAGUUGUAAGUGUUGAUGAAAAAAAGGAUGUUGAGUAUAAUAAGCAAGAUGUUGCACUAACAACUUCUAAUGUAUGAGAAAAAUUAAUUAAUGCACCAAAAAUUAAGCUACAAAAAGAGAUAUAUAUAUAUUUGCCCCCUAAUAGCCAAAGGCAAAGAAGGGUUAAAAAUGUAAAAAGGGGAAUUUAUAUAUAAUGUAUCAGAUGAAAUUCAUGCUUAUUAAUGUGUUAAUUACUUUUGUUACUGCUUUUUACUAAUUAAAGGAUGCAAUUAUUUC
Messenger RNA from Solanum pennellii, 1145 nucleotides. Its product is annotated as bidirectional sugar transporter NEC1-like. The record is from RefSeq and is a predicted model, not a curated record. Gene Ontology annotation, molecular function: sugar transmembrane transporter activity. Gene Ontology annotation, cellular component: membrane. The transcript has 6 exons. Gene Ontology annotation, biological process: carbohydrate transport. The coding region runs from base 86 to 946 and encodes 286 amino acids. NCBI's taxonomy places the organism in Eukaryota, Viridiplantae, Streptophyta, Magnoliopsida, Solanales, Solanaceae.